Molecule: messenger RNA, 2252 nt
Organism: Scomber scombrus (Atlantic mackerel)
Lineage: Eukaryota; Metazoa; Chordata; Actinopteri; Scombriformes; Scombridae
Product: receptor-type tyrosine-protein phosphatase mu-like
Cellular component (GO): membrane
Molecular function (GO): protein binding
Source: RefSeq, a predicted model, not a curated record
CCUGUCUGUCUGGUCAGGGUCCAGACUGCUUACUGGUCCAGUCCAAAGAUGACGACUUCGACUGGGAGCAGGGAGACACCCAGGACAGACCAGCCAGCAACCCCUGGAUCCCUGCAGGUUCCUCCUUCCUGUUUGUGAACACAUCCGGACGUUACGGCGGUCAGCGAGCUCAGCUGCUGCUUCCUCCGCUCAAAGAGAACGACACACACUGCGUCAGCUUCCUGUUCUACCAGGCGGGGGGGCGGGAGGGGGCGGCGCCCGCCACGCUCAACGUCUACGUCAAAGAGAACAACAGUCCGCUGGGAGUUCCCAUCUUUAACUCGUCAGGCCCCGCCUACCACAUCUGGAAGGGGGUGGAGCUCGCCGUGUCCACCUUCUGGCCCAAUUACUACCAGGUUGUGUUCGAGGCCGUCAGCACCGGUCAGAGAGGAGUGCUGGCCAUCAAAGACAUCACACUGCAGGGACACCAGUGCAUGAGCACGCCUCACUUCCUGCACAUUAAAGGCGUGGAGGUGAACGCCGGGCAGACGGCCACGUUUCAGUGCACGGUGAACGGCCGGCCGCAGAGCAACCUGCUGCUGCACCUGCAGGGCAUGGGCGGUCGCCAGGCGGUCGUCAGGGAAACGAAGCCGGUGAACUCGCGGCGUUACGUGGCGAGCUUCGACGUGGAGAACACGACCAAAGGAGACUCCGGACGCUACCGCUGCAUCGCCCAAUCAGAGCGCGGCGUGGGCGUGUCCUCCUACGCUGACCUCACCGUCAAACAGCCUCCCGUACCCAUCGCCCCCCCCCAGCUCACAGCGGUUGGCGCCACCUACCUGUGGAUCCAACUCAACGCCAACUCCAUCAACGGAGACGGACCAAUCAUAGAGCGGGAGGUGGAGUACCGCACGGUGUCGGGCAUGCUGAUAGACACCACACCUGUAGAUAAGCCCACACAUAAGAUCGGACACCUGGACCCCGACACCGAGUACGAGAUCAGCGUGCUGCUCACGCGGCCCCUGGAAGGAGGCACGGGAAACCCCGGACCCCCGCUGAGAGCCAGGACCAAGUGUGCAGAUCCCAUGCACGGCCCGCGGCGUCUCCAGGUGGUCGACACUCAGUCCAAACAGGUGACGGUUCGAUGGGAGCCGUUCGGCUACAACGUGACCCGCUGCCACAGCUACAACCUGACCGUGCAGUACCGCUACAGGCCUGCAGGGGCCCCCACCAGGGAGCCUCUGAAGGAGGAGGUGCGGGAGGAGGAGGUGUACGACACGCUGACCUCCAUGCAGCACACUGUACGUAACCUUCCACCGUUCACCAACGUCAGCCUGAGACUCGUCCUCAGUAACCCUGAGGGACGCAAGGAGAGCGAGGAGCUGCUGGUGCUGACAGACGAGGACGUUCCCGGAGCCGUCCCGGUGGACUCGAUCCUCGGCAGCAGCUACGAGCAGCAGAUCAGUCUGAGCUGGAGAGAACCGCUGCAGACCUACGGCCUCAUCCGACAGUACGAGAUCUCCUACAAAGCUCUGAGCUCCUUCGACACAGAGUUCGAUCUGUCCAAUCAGAGCGGGAAGGUGUUCAAACCGGCCAAUGAGACGAGCCACGUGUUCAGCGGCCUUUACCCCGGCUCCACCUACUCCUUCACCAUCAGAGCCUCCACCGUAAAAGGCUUCGGACCGCCGGUCAUCACGCAGUUCACCACCAAGAUCUCAGCUCCUCUGAUGCCGGCUUACGAUCAGGAGACUCCUCUGAACCAGACCGACUCCACCGUCACCGUCCUGCUGAAGCCUGCUCAGAGCCGAGGAGCUCCAGUCAGUAAGUACCAGGUGGUGGUGGAGGAGGAGCGCCCCCGCAGGCAGAGGAGAGGUACUGCAGAGAUCCUGCGAUGUUACCCGGUACCGAUUCACUUCCAGAACGCCACGCUGCUCAACUCUCAGUACUACUUCAGUGCAGAGCUGCCGAUGAGCGAGCUGAGAGCGCCGAUGCCCUUCAGUAUCGGUGAUAACAGAACCUACAGCGGCUACUGGAACGCUCCUCUGCUGCCUCAUAAGAGUUAUGGGAUCUACUACCAGGCUGUCAGCACUGCUAACGGGGAAACAAAGAUCGACUGUGUCCGUGUGGCCACUAAAGGAGCAGCGACGAGGAAACCAGAACCGGAGCAGGAGAAGCAGUCGGACCACACGGUGAAGAUCGCCGGAGCCAUCGCCGGCAUCCUGCUCUUCAUCAUCAUCUUCCUCGGAGUCAUCCUGCUGAUGAAGAAACGGUAA